Molecule: messenger RNA, 2287 nt
Organism: Heteronotia binoei (common prickly gecko)
Lineage: Eukaryota; Metazoa; Chordata; Lepidosauria; Squamata; Gekkonidae
Gene: RPH3A
Product: rabphilin 3A
Exons: 18
Coding region: 36-2030 (664 amino acids)
Biological process (GO): intracellular protein transport
Cellular component (GO): membrane
Molecular function (GO): small GTPase binding
Source: RefSeq, a predicted model, not a curated record
GCACUGGCCAGUGGAGGUAUCAGAACGAGCGGCAGAUGGCCCAUCGAACCGGGGCCUCCGGCAAUUGGUCGGUCCACGGGAACCAGCCGGAGCGCGGGCGGAAGAACGACGAGCUGACAGAUGAGGAGAAGGAGAUCAUCAACAGUGUCAUCGCUCGAGCGGAGAAGAUGGAGGAGAUGGAGCAGGAACGCAUCGGGCGUCUCAUGAAUCGCCUGGAGGACAUGCGCCGGAACGUGGCGGGCGAUGGAGUCAACCGCUGCAUCCUGUGCGGGGAGCAGUUUGGCCGCCUGGGGUCUGCGUGCGUGGUGUGUGAAGACUGCAAAAAGAACGUCUGCACCAAAUGCGGCAUCCAGACGACCAACAACCGCCCCCAUUCCAUUUGGCUGUGCAAGAUUUGCAUCGAACAGAGAGAGGUGUGGAAACGCUCUGGGGCUUGGUUCUUCAAAGGCAUGCCGAAGCAAGUGCUCCCGGAACCGAUGCCCAUCACCAAGAGCAAGCAGCAAGCUGCGCCCAGCGAAUCGGCCCCGCCUGCUCAGGACCCGAAGCCCUACUCCCGCCGGCAGACCCCAGGCCAAGGUGAAGCGUCGCCUCCUCCCCCUCCCCCUCCUCCCACUGAGCAGGAAUCUUAUGGCAAUGAGCCAACAGCAGUUGCUUCCAGUCGGGGAAAUUAUCCACAAGUUAACCGCAAACCUGCCGAGGGCAGAAUGGCUCCUAGUGGCAGCGAGUACGCCAAGGAGGGCGCGGAAAGCCGAGGCUACUCUGGAGAGACCGAAGCCACCAGAAGCCCUGGAGGUGUAAGACGGGCCAAUUCUGUCCAAGGUUCCAGUGCCAGGCCACCUCCUCCGGCUUCGAACCAGAGUCCAUCCGCCCAGCUGGCAGACCAAGGUGGUCUGUCAAUGGCUCCCUCUCAAGCAGACCCCACUUUUGCUACUCCUGGGGCCACCCGGGAUGACAGAGCAGGGCCAGGGUACUCAGCACCUGUGGCCAGAGAGGAGAGGCCAAUGAGGCAGGUGUCACCGUAUAGCCAAGCCGCUGUGCCAGCUGCUCCACCACCUUCCCGACAGCCUCCUCCAGAGGAGGAAGAGGACGAGGCCAACAGCUAUGACUCCGAUGAAGCAACCACUUUGGGAGCUUUGGAAUUCAGCCUCUUGUACGACCCGGAGAAUAGCUCUUUGCACUGCGCCAUCAUCAAGGCGAAAGGGCUGAAGCCAAUGGACUCCAACGGGCUGGCUGAUCCAUACGUCAAGUUGCACCUGUUGCCAGGGGCCAGCAAGUCCAACAAGCUAAGGACCAAGACGCUGAGGAACACCCGGAACCCCACGUGGAACGAGACGCUGGUGUACCACGGCAUCACCGAGGAAGACAUGCAGCGGAAAACACUCAGGAUUUCCGUGUGCGACGAGGACAAAUUUGGCCACAAUGAAUUCAUCGGUGAGACGAGGGUGGCUCUGAAGAAGGUGAAACCCAACCAGAAGAAGAACUUCAGCAUCUGCCUGGAGAGAGUCAUACCGAUGAAGCGCGCAGGGACCACCGGCUCCUCCCGAGGAAUGGCCUUGUAUGAAGACGAGAUGGAUCCCGGGAACAACGUGGAGGAGCGAGGGAAGAUCUUGGUGUCCCUCAUGUACAGCACCCAGAAAGGAGGCCUCAUCGUCGGCGUUGUGCGCUGCGUCCACUUAGCGGCCAUGGAUGCCAACGGCUACUCUGACCCGUUUGUGAAAAUUUGCUUGAAGCCCGACAUGGGGAAGAAAGCCAAGCAGAAGACGCAGAUUAAAAAGAAGACUUUGAACCCCGAGUUUAACGAGGAGUUUUUCUACGAUAUCAAGCACAGCGACCUUGCCAAGAAAUCACUCGAUAUUUCAGUUUGGGAUUAUGACAUCGGCAAGUCCAACGACUACAUUGGUGGGUGCCAGCUGGGCAUCACAGCCAAAGGUGAACGCUUGAAACACUGGUACGAGUGUCUGAAGAACAAGGAUAAGAAGAUUGAGCGCUGGCACGCCUUACAGAACGAGAACCACGUGGCCAGUGAUUAGAAGGCUCCCCUUGCAUCCGCCCUCCUCCACCAACCCCACAGUAGAUUCCCGCCAUCUUGUCUUCCAACACAUUUGUGUUCCUUUUACUCUUGGGAAAAGAGACCCCUGUGAGCUCCUUUCCAGGAGUGGCCUCUCUCCACCACUCUCUUGCCAAGGAUAUAUGGUUCUAUUUUUUGUUUGUGUCAUGAUCCAUUUUUACUGCCCUGCUCCCCGGGCGGGUUGAUGUACAGAUUUUCGAGCAAUAGCCCAGCACUGAC